AAGCAGGAACUCUGUUUCUGUUCACAUUGUAACGAGUUCCUGGAGCGAUUUGAGACUUUAACUGCAGAGGAUCAGCUGGAAUAAACACAGUUGGUUCCAGUCAACAUGUUUCUUCUUCUGAGUGUUUUCUUCCUCCCAGCUGUUUUGGUUCUUUGUGCCGAUCCAGAAGAACAUCUCCUCAUCACUGCACCGAGGAGUCUGGAAGCAGUGAAUGGAUCCUGUUUGAUUAUCCCGUGUCGCUUUGAAGCUCUUGAUAAGGAAAAGUUUAACAACUCAAGAAAAAUAGUUGCAUUGUGGAUUAAAGAUGAAUCAAAUUUUGAGGAUCAUCCAGAAAGAGUAGUUUUUAACAGCAGUGAUGCAGUUAACUACCCUUAUAUCAGCAUCAUCGGAGACCUGAAAGAAAGAAACUGCACCACCAAGUUUAAUAGAUUACCUUUAAAAGACACAACGUUUUACUUUAGAAUUGAGAAUGAAUCAUUCAAAGCUACAGCUGCUUUUGAUCCUGUUGAAAUUCAACUGAAAGGUUCUCCUCCGAGGCCCAGAUUAGAAUACUCAGGUGGUCUGAAGGACCUGAAGGAGAAGGAGUCUGUCACGAUAACCUGCUCAGCUCUCACUCCCUGUCCACACUCCCCUCCUCAACUCACCUGGAGCCUCCAACAAGACGCUCACAGCCAAACUGAGGAAAACACAGACGGAACCUUCAGCACUAAGAUCCAGAAGACCACCACUCUGUCAGACACACAUGAUGUAUUGAAGAUCAGCUGCUCUGCUGUGUAUCCUGCUGAUGGAGGAGAAGCUGUGAAAACACCUGAGACAGAGUUAACUCUCAGUGUUUCAUAUGAACUGAGUUUUGGACUCGUCUUCAAAACACUGAUGAUCCUUCAAGUUGUCGCUCUCUACUGUACAGUCGUGAUCUUUGAGUGCUGGUUCAGAUGGAGCCGCAAACAAGUGAAGGACUCGCCAGAAGCAGACUACGUCAACACAGUGAAUGUAAAUCCGGCAUAAAUGGAGAAGACCAAGGCGUUAAAGCAUCAUCAGUGACCUGCUUUAUUAUUUCAGAUCGUUUCUACCUGCAUGAUUGUAAUUUUUGUCAUGAAAUCUGUUGUUUUGGUGGAUCUCAGCAUCAGCCAGGCCUGUAUAUACGAAGUGGUGCAGCUCUGCAGACAAUUAUCACAUUUAUAUUCAUGUCGAGUAUUAAACAGAGCUGAUGUCUGUUUCCAUUCUGAGGAUAAAUUGCCAUGUAUUGAAGCUUUUUAUUUUCUGUAUCCAUUUAAACUAAUUUUAUUCUUGAGUCAUUGUAUUUUUUUCUUUUUAAAUGCUGGUUUUAUGAGCUUUGCAUUGAUUGUAAUAAGCAUAGAAAUAAUGAAAAAAGAAAAUGUAAAUCUCUUUGUUUUUAAAUUGUCUUGUUUCCCCCCAAAAUUAUGUUAUUGCAAUAAAUGGGGAGAAAAUGGGGAGAAAAUCAUCUGGCAGUGCAGCAGCCAGUAAACACCACCUCAACACCACCUGAGGAGAACAGGAAAGGAAGGGGAAAGGAGGAAAAAUGGCAACACUGCCCUCAUGUGGUGGCUGAGGUGGAGGACGUGACAGUCCUUGAGAAUAAGAAGAAAAAAAUGCUCUUAUAUUUUGUCUUUUCAAACGGCAUGGUAUCUGUACGGUAUCAGCAUUGGCUGGUACCACACAGCCGGGUAUCAGCAUCAGGAUCUGGGACCAAAAAAUGGUAUGGACACAACACUAGUUUUUCAGUCUUUUUAUACAUGCAGUCUGACAGUGACCCACAGAACAGACCCUAAAUUCAGUGACCCUGUAUUCUACUGAAAUGAACAUGAAAUUGGUUUAAUAUUUAUUAAAACUGAUUUUAAUUGAACCAUUAAUAUUAUAUCGAAUAUAAGUAAAAUGCUGUUGUCAAGCUGUCAAAUAUUUGCUGAGUUCAUCA
Salarias fasciatus (jewelled blenny) is the source of this 1933-nucleotide messenger RNA. RefSeq lists its product as uncharacterized. Lineage: Eukaryota; Metazoa; Chordata; Actinopteri; Blenniiformes; Blenniidae. Bases 106 to 1005 code for a protein of 299 amino acids. The transcript is spliced from 7 exons. The record is from RefSeq and is a predicted model, not a curated record.